Molecule: messenger RNA, 351 nt
Organism: Phytomonas sp. Hart1
Lineage: Eukaryota; Euglenozoa; Kinetoplastea; Trypanosomatida; Trypanosomatidae
Source: the annotation of a GenBank genome assembly
AUGGACAGGGCAAAUUCCGCGGGGGCUGUUGACGGACCACAAGGAAAUGAGCUCCACCCCCCCCUCGGACUUGAGGAAAAGCUCCACGACCUCCUGUCCGCGUUGAAGGUGAAUGGCAUGGAUGAAUGGCCUGGAAAGCCAUCGGAUGAGGGGAUUGAUUUGCUGAGCAUCAUGACCACCGCAGGCCAGGGAGGGUUCUCGGAUUCCACCCAUCCCGAGGCGACCACGAACACUCCAUCUUCAACCCCUCAAGAGGGUUUAGAUACGCUUAUGGAUGAAUAUGUUGGCCAACUUCGAAUGCUACGGAUUUUAGAAACUGCGGAGGGGGCAAAAAACGCGGACCUCAGGUAA